Molecule: messenger RNA, 1404 nt
Organism: Abrus precatorius (Indian licorice)
Lineage: Eukaryota; Viridiplantae; Streptophyta; Magnoliopsida; Fabales; Fabaceae
Exons: 7
Coding region: 44-958 (304 amino acids)
Biological process (GO): tRNA modification
Molecular function (GO): RNA binding
Source: RefSeq, a predicted model, not a curated record
UUUUGGUAAGAAAGAGGGUUUUGGAAGCGACGGAGGGAGAGAAAUGGCGGAGGAUGGAGCAGGCACAAGAAAACGCGAAGAAGAAGAAGAAGAAGAAGAAGAAGAAGAGAAGGGGAUGAGUCCAUGGGAGCAACACUCUGCGGUCAUAAGCAUUCCUCGCUUUGACUACAAUGCCCCCUCUUCUCUUCUCCGUUUCUCCCAUUCUGGCUUUCUCAUCACUUGUUCUAUCAAACGGGAAAAAAGCGCAACCAAAGAAGCCAUCUCUAUCCUUCACAAGUUCGUUGAUGACUGUUUGGAAAAUACUACUUCUAAGAAAAGGAGGAUCUCCGCUGAGGAAACCCACUCUGGAGAUGGUAAACUUUCUGGUCUUUCUUUGGUUAAGCUGACAAGGAAUGGGUUGCUUCUCUUUACGUUUCCCAAUAACUCAUUGCCUGACACUGUUAAUAUUGUGUCAAAUAUCAUUCAAGCUGUGGAGUCUGGGAGUGUAAGUGUGCCAGUUUGGUGCCAUCGCAUUUUCCCUAUCCAAGCUACCUGUGGUUUGAACGAAAAAGAACUACAAGAAGUAGUAUCUGCGCUUGUUAAAAAAUUCAUGGAUGCUAAACAGGACAAACUUGAACGACCUCUAAAGUUUGCUGUUGGGUACAACCGAAGAGGAAUUGAAGAGACAAAGUUUGUGAAAGAGAAUCCAAAUGGUUCUGAUGUAUUUAGUUUAUUGGACCGUAAUAAAUGUUUUGGGGUAGUUGCUUCUGCAGUCAAUCAUGUUGUGGAAGAUUCAGUAGUGGAUCUCAGGUCUCCAGAGCUCUCAGUUCUUGUUGAGUUUCUGCCCCUUUCUGGAGUACCUAAUGGGUCGAUGGUGGUUGCUGUCUCUGUCCUCCCCAGAAACCUUAUUAGUACAAAGCCUAGACUGUGUGUCAAGGCCCUUACUUCCAAUACUAUGAAAGGGUCUGUGGCUCAAUGAGAGGGACUGGUGCUACUGUUUCAUUUCAGAAUGCGUGGACAAUGUUGCUUUGUCAGGUUUCUUAUCUUGGAAAUGUCUGGUGGAUUUUGUACCAGCUUGCAAAUGGAAAUUGAAAGAGCCAAAGUGCAAUCCCCUCCUAAACCAGCUAGUAAUAAGAAAUAAAAUAACCCACUAUUCUGACCCUUUCUAUAAAGUACUAGGUGUAGUCACUUUUGCUCCACUCUACCUAAUGUGGCUUAAUAUUAAAUGUGAUCUGUGAAAUCAAGUAGAAUACGCUUUAUUCAAGUUAAACUUUGAUGGCGUUAUGCCUUCGUAUAUUCACUGGUCUCUAAUGUUUUAGAUAGUGCCGUGUAUUGUUUGUUUGGAAAGUAAUGCACUGAUUUUGCGAUAUGCUUGAUGAAAGAAAUCCUGUGGAUUAAUUCAAAUUUUAUACUAUAUGCAUUAUG